Molecule: messenger RNA, 2262 nt
Organism: Rhodamnia argentea
Lineage: Eukaryota; Viridiplantae; Streptophyta; Magnoliopsida; Myrtales; Myrtaceae
Product: auxin efflux carrier component 4-like
Exons: 6
Coding region: 229-2181 (650 amino acids)
Biological process (GO): auxin polar transport; auxin export across the plasma membrane
Cellular component (GO): endoplasmic reticulum; plasma membrane
Molecular function (GO): auxin efflux transmembrane transporter activity
Source: RefSeq, a predicted model, not a curated record
CUCUCUCUCUCUCUCUCUCUCUCUCUGUGUCAUCAGCAAAAUCAGAAAUUGUUGCAGAAAGAAAACACCAUCACUGACUCAGCACUCUGCUACUCGAGAGGAAGGAGAGGAGACCAGGCCAGUACCAGUGUACCACCAUAUCCUUUCCAAGUUAGUUACUCAACGGUUAUUGUCCCCCGCUUUCCCCAUUUUGACCCUCCUCCCCUCUCCCCCCCCAAGCUCCCAACCAUGAUCACCGCCCACGACUUCUACACCGUCCUCUCCGCCGUCGUCCCCCUCUACGUCGCCAUGAUCCUCGCCUACGGCUCCGUCCGCUGGUGGAAGAUCUUCUCCCCCGACCAGUGCUCCGGCAUCAACCGCUUCGUCGCCAUCUUCGCCGUCCCCCUCCUCUCCUUCCACUUCAUCGCCAAGAACGACAUCUACGCCAUGAACCUCCGCUUCAUCGCCGCCGACACCCUCCAGAAGCUCAUCAUGCUCUCCGCCCUCGCCCUCUGGGCCAACUUCACCCGCAACGGCUCCCUCGAGUGGAUGAUCACCAUCUUCUCCCUCUCCACCCUCCCCAACACCCUCGUCAUGGGCAUCCCUCUCCUCGAGGCCAUGUACGGCCCCGGCCCCUCUAAGCGCGACGACGCCGGCGGCCUCAUGGUCCAGGUCGUCGUCCUCCAGUGCAUCAUCUGGUACACCCUCCUCCUCUUCCUCUUCGAGUACCGCGGCGCCAAGAUCCUCAUCAUGGAGCAGUUCCCCGAGACCGCCGCCUCCAUCGUCUCCUUCAAGGUCGAGUCCGACGUCGUCUCGCUCGACGGCCACGACUUCCUCGAGACUGACGCCGAGAUCGGCGACGACGGCAAGCUCCACGUCACCGUCAGGAAGUCCAACGCCUCCAGGCGGUCCCUCGGCCCGGGCUCCUUCUCCGGCCUGACCCCGAGGCCCUCCAACCUCACCGGCGCCGAGAUUUACAGCCUGAGCUCCUCCCGGAACCCGACCCCGAGGGGGUCCAACUUCAACCAGUCCGACUUCUACUCCAUGAUGGGAUUCGCCCCGAGGCGGUCCAACUUCGGGUCGGCGGAUCUGUACUCGGUCCAGUCGUCGCGCGGCCCGACCCCGAGGCCAUCCAAUUUCGAGGAGAACUCUGCGGCAAUGGCACAGUCCAUACCGUCUCCGAGAUUUGGGUUCUACCCGGCACAGACAGUUCCGACCGCAUAUCCGGCUCCGAAUCCAGAAAUCGCAUCCGCUUUCACCAAAAACAGUAAGAACCCGCAGCAACAGCAGCCAAAGCAGGAAGGAAAAGCCAACCACGACGCCAAGGAACUCCACAUGUUCGUGUGGAGCUCCAGCGCGUCGCCGGUGUCCGAAGGCGGCGGGCUCCACGUGUUCGGGGGGACCGAAUUCGGAGCGUCCGAGCAAUCUGGACGGUCCGAUCAGGGCGCCAAGGAGAUCCGGAUGAUUGUCGCUGACCAUCCACCCAAUGGCGAAACCAAAGCGGUUGCGGAAGCUGAGGGCUUGGGUGGGGAUGACUUCAGCUUCGGUGGGAAAGGCGGAGGUGGAGACGAGGAGAGAGAGCACAAGGAGGGCCCCGCCGGUCUGACCAAGCUGGGGUCCAGCUCCACGGCGGAGCUGCACCCGAAGGCCGCGGGGGCUGCCGAGCUAGGCGGCGGAGGCGAGGGCGGGAAGCAGAUGCCCCCGGCGAGCGUCAUGACCCGCCUGAUCCUCAUCAUGGUGUGGCGCAAGCUCAUCCGCAACCCGAACACCUACUCCAGCCUCAUCGGCCUCACCUGGUCUCUCAUCGCCUUCCGGUGGGACGUGACAAUGCCGGUAAUAAUAAGCGAGUCGAUCGAGAUUCUGGCCCGUGCCGGGCUGGGAAUGGCUAUGUUCAGCUUAGGUCUGUUCAUGGCUUUGCAACCCAAGAUCAUCGCGUGCGGGAACUCGGUGGCCUCGUUCGCCAUGGCGGUGAGGUUCCUCACCGGCCCGGCCGUGAUGGCCGCCGCUUCCAUCGCCAUCGGCUUGCACGGGAGACUCCUUCACAUCGCCAUUGUCCAGGCUGCACUUCCGCAAGGCAUCGUGCCGUUCGUGUUCGCCAAAGAGUACAAUGUCCAUCCUUCCAUUCUUAGCACGGGGGUGAUUUUCGGGAUGUUGAUAGCGCUGCCGAUUACCUUAGUGUAUUACAUCCUUCUCGGGCUGUGAACUUCCUCGACGGGCUCGGAUCGAUCGAAGGAAGCGGGAGCUCCGAUUAACUUUUAGAUUGGGGAGCAAGAGGAGGAAGGG